CGUGUACUGCGGAGUAGUGCGGAGUGCGGAGUGCGGAUACGCGAUACGCUCGACUCGAGCGGCUAGCGGCUAGAGUUCUCCUUUCAAACAAACCAAGAUGUCGAAGAGAGGACGUGGUGGUUCGGCUGGAGCCAAGUUCAGGAUAUCCCUGGGUCUACCGGUCGGCGCGGUCAUCAAUUGCGCUGAUAAUACUGGUGCCAAGAAUCUGUAUGUCAUCGCAGUGCAAGGAAUCAAGGGCCGGUUGAACCGUCUGCCAGCAGCAGGAUCCGGCGAUAUGAUCGUUGCCACCGUGAAGAAGGGAAAACCUGAACUAAGGAAAAAGGUGAUGCCUGCUGUGGUGAUACGGCAACGGAAACCAUUCCGCAGGAAGGACGGGACAUUCAUAUACUUCGAGGACAAUGCCGGUGUAAUCGUCAACAACAAGGGAGAGAUGAAAGGAUCGGCUAUUACGGGACCUGUCGCGAAGGAGUGUGCAGAUUUGUGGCCAAGGAUCGCAUCCAAUGCCAGCAGCAUCGCAUAGUUCACACAUCCUGUAUAAAUUUACUGUCCUUUACAGUUUACAAAAUAAACCAGAAAAUAAUUAAUA
Temnothorax curvispinosus is the source of this 586-nucleotide messenger RNA. It is a transcript of the gene RpL23, whose product is annotated as 60S ribosomal protein L23. Gene Ontology annotation, cellular component: cytosolic large ribosomal subunit; ribosome. Gene Ontology annotation, molecular function: structural constituent of ribosome; large ribosomal subunit rRNA binding. The record is from RefSeq and is a predicted model, not a curated record. Gene Ontology annotation, biological process: translation. The coding region runs from base 98 to 520 and encodes 140 amino acids. Lineage: Eukaryota; Metazoa; Arthropoda; Insecta; Hymenoptera; Formicidae. The transcript is spliced from 4 exons.